Molecule: messenger RNA, 1216 nt
Organism: Vicia villosa (hairy vetch)
Lineage: Eukaryota; Viridiplantae; Streptophyta; Magnoliopsida; Fabales; Fabaceae
Product: caffeoyl-CoA O-methyltransferase-like
Exons: 5
Coding region: 236-964 (242 amino acids)
Molecular function (GO): S-adenosylmethionine-dependent methyltransferase activity; O-methyltransferase activity
Source: RefSeq, a predicted model, not a curated record
AACUCUACCUUCUCAAUUUUUUUUCUAUGUUUAAUAUUAUUUUAUUUAGUUUAUAUUUAUUUAUAGUUAAUAAAGUUAGUAUUACUUUUUCAAAACAAAUUAAAGUAUCCAACCUUCCCCGCAAUCAAUCAGCUUGUCUAUAAAUAGAACAGUUUUUAUAGCUUUUAUUCUUCAAAGAGAGAGAACUAGCUUUUCAUAAUCCGAAAAAAGAGUAAUCAAGAAAAGAAGAGAAGAGAUGGGUGAGGAAAACCAAGUCAUCGAAAACAAACCUGCCCUUUACAAGGGUCUCCUUAACAGUGAUGCACUUUAUAAUUAUAUACUUGAAACCAAUGUGUUUCCGAGAGAGCAUCCAUGUUUGAAGGAGCUUCGUGAGAUGACAGAAAUACACUCUCAGGGCAUUAUGCUUAUACCUGCUGAUGAAGGACAGUUUUUAAGCUUGUUGAUUAAGCUGAUGAAUGCAAAGAAGACAAUGGAGAUUGGUGUGUACACUGGCUACUCUCUUCUCUCCACUGCUCUUGCUCUUCCCUCUGAUGGAACGAUAUUGGCUUUAGACAUUAGUCGUGAAUACUUUGAGUUGGGAUUGCCCAUGAUUAAAAAAGCUGGAGUGGAUCACAAGAUUGAAUUUAGAGAAGGACCUGCUGUUGAUCUUUUAGAUGAAAUUCUUCAAGAUGAAAAUAACAAGGGAACAUUUGAUUUUAUUUUUGUGGAUGCUGAUAAGAAUAAUUACUUAAACUAUCACAAGAGAGUAAUUGAGCUUGUUAAAGUUGGGGGAUUGAUUGGAUACGAUAACACCUUAUGGUGUGGAUCAGUAGUGGCUCCACCUGAUACUAUUAUUUAUGAAACCAUUCGGAACUUACGUGAAUAUGUGAUUGAGUUUAACAAGUAUAUAGCUCAAGAUUCAAGAUUUGAGGUUUGUCUGGUUUCUAUAGGAGAUGGGAUUACCCUAUGUCGCCGCAUCAACUAAUCCCUCCUAUGUGGUCAUUUCUUUGUUUGGAGAAUUUGAAUUUUUAAUAAUAAGGUUAUGGAGUAUGAAGUGUGCUAGAAGUUUAUAAGAAAUAUCUUUAUUAUCUACAAUGUUAUGAAUAAGGAAUAUGAAUGUCAAUAUUCAUUUUCUCUGUAUUUUUUAUUUUAAUUUUAGUGAUUUUUAAGAAUGAUUUUAGUUAUUGUAAUUUGCAUUUAAUCAUAUGAAUAUCAGCGAUGCUAUCUUGACACAAUA